This is a messenger RNA of Glycine soja, 1432 nucleotides long. RefSeq names its product expansin-A8-like. Bases 78 to 842 code for a protein of 254 amino acids. The transcript has 3 exons. Gene Ontology annotation, cellular component: extracellular region. NCBI's taxonomy places the organism in Eukaryota, Viridiplantae, Streptophyta, Magnoliopsida, Fabales, Fabaceae. The record is from RefSeq and is a predicted model, not a curated record. Gene Ontology annotation, biological process: plant-type cell wall organization.
GCUUUCAACAUCACAGCAGAGCAAAUUAACUACACAUUCCUCUGUUUUGGCUCCCCUGUUAAACCAAGAAACUUCCAAUGGCACCCCAUGCAUCUUCUUUUGCUCUUGUUCUUGUCAUUUUUCUCUUUGUUGAAAUGCACUUCCACGGUGCCACUGCUGACUAUGGCGGCUGGCAGGGUGGUCAUGCUACCUUCUAUGGUGGUGGUGAUGCUUCUGGCACAAUGGGAGGUGCAUGUGGCUAUGGGAAUUUGUACAGUCAGGGAUAUGGAACCAACACUGCAGCUCUGAGCACUGCUUUGUUCAACAAUGGCUUGAGUUGUGGGGCAUGUUAUGAAAUGAGGUGUGAUGAUGACCCAAGAUGGUGCAAACCUGGCACCAUUGUUGUCACUGCUACAAACUUCUGUCCUCCAAACUUUGCUUUGGCCAACAAUAAUGGUGGUUGGUGCAACCCUCCUCUGCAACACUUUGAUAUGGCAGAACCAGCCUUCCUUCAAAUUGCUCAGUAUAGAGCUGGAAUUGUGCCUGUGGCAUUUAGAAGAGUGCCCUGUGUGAAAAAGGGGGGAAUAAGGUUCACAAUUAAUGGCCACUCUUACUUCAACCUGGUUUUGAUCACCAACGUCGCGGGUGCAGGGGAUGUCCAUGCAGUGUCCAUCAAAGGGUCCAGAACUAGCUGGCAACCCAUGUCAAGAAACUGGGGGCAAAAUUGGCAGAGCAACUCCUACCUCAAUGGACAAAGCCUCUCUUUUCAAGUCACCGCCAGUGACGGUAGAACUGUCACAAGCUUCAACGUGGCACCAUCUGAUUGGCAGUUCGGUCAGACCUUCCAAGGGGGUCAGUUUUAGGAGGAAAAGGAAAUAGGAAUGUUAGCUACACACAUUUUAUUUUGAAAAAAAAAACUGUGAUGGAUUAAAAUUUGUUAAAGAUUAUGAAUUUGGGAAGUCUCAUAUUUAAAUAAAAAAAUUAUUAAAUAAGAUGUAAAAUUUAUUAAAAUUGGUAAUUUUUAAUCAAUUUUAAUAAAUCAUAUAAAAUGUAUAAAAAAAAAGAAAGUGUCAGAGAGUAUUAUUAUUACCAUUUUUAAAAAUAAUUGUUGAUUAUUAACUUGUUUUAGUAAAUUGAAAAUGUAAUUCAUAAAUUAUAAACUGUGUUUAUAUAUAUUAAUGUGGAGAUUAGUCGGAAAUAUAUAGUUCCAGACUAUAUAAUAAUGUCUCCAAAUUUAGACUUUGCAAUGUGGGGUAGGUUAAUUAAAAAGCUUGUAGGUAUUGUUGAUGGAAGACUAGCCGAAGAAUCUUAAGAGAGGCAUUGAUUCUUGCAGCUGUGUGAUUCUGUAAAGUAGCUGAGGUGAUUUAUAGCAUAUGUAUUAUGGCACCCGCUGGGGACUUCACAAAUGUACUGUUAUAUUGAAUAUUGAAUUCCAAUUAAAAUUAACUUCCAA